Molecule: messenger RNA, 779 nt
Organism: Frieseomelitta varia
Lineage: Eukaryota; Metazoa; Arthropoda; Insecta; Hymenoptera; Apidae
Product: high mobility group B protein 4-like
Exons: 4
Coding region: 1-591 (196 amino acids)
Source: RefSeq, a predicted model, not a curated record
AUGGAUAAAAAUAUAAAUCAGAAGCAAAAUUAUGAUGGAUCUAUUGGAAAGAAUCAAAAAGAUGAAGAGUACAAAAUAAAUAAUCAGAGUCAAAAAAUAAAAAAUUCUGGAUCAAAUUACAGAUUCAACUCAAAUAAUUUAAAUCAAAGGGCUCAUUCUCGAUCUCGUUCACCAUUUAGAAGUUCUAAACAAUGGAUAAGUUCUAAUGCUUUUGUAAACUUUGUACAAGACUUCAGACAAAAUUUUGCUGGUGUCAGAAGCACAAAAAUAUUUCAAAUGGCUGGUGAAAGAUGGAAGAAAAUGUCUUCUGAAGAAAAACAGCCAUAUAUAAAGGCAGCUAUGAAUAUUAAAAAUAAAAAGCAAAAUCAACAAGAGAUUGAAAACGUAAAUAACGUUAUUAAUACAAAUGCAGAACAACCAAAGAAUGAAAAUGCACAGAAACAAGAAAAACCUAACAAGAAAGAAACAAAGAAAGGGGAAGCAAACAAAUCUACUAGGGAUAAAAGCAAUACAGAAUCAGAUAACGAAUCAAUUUUUUCUGAUACAACAGCCACGAAUACAAGUGAAGACAUAUCAGAUAUGAGUUCAUAAAUAUAAGACAGCCAGUUAUAUAAAUGUGAUUGUAUUUAUAACCAACCGAUAUUUUGAUAACUUUUCUUAUUGUGUAAUUUGUCAGAUUGUAUAAAGGUCAGAUUUUUCAUAUAUUAUAAAAACAAUUUCUUCUACAAUUUUUGUUAUAUCAACCCUCAUUUUGUAAACUGAAGUCUUGAGCAAAUUUA